GCUACUGGAGGGCUGUGUUAAAAAGUUUGCAUAGUAACUGCAUGUUACUUGUGUUUAAAGCAUAAGGACUUUUAUUGCUGGGCACAAGUUACCAGAAGGAGACAAGUUAUCUGGUUUCAAGGACUGGCUACUAGCUGCUGACUUAAGUGUUUGGGGAGCGGGCUGCUUCCAGGAGAAAUCUCCAAAGGACUACUGGGUCUACAUGGAGCUUGUGGCCGGUACAACCGAUACUGAGAGAACAGUAAAUUUCUAUAAGAAUCCAUUGCAUGGCUAUACUCUGCAGCUUCAGAACCAGUUUGUGAGGAAGAUCGCAAGAUCCAAGAACGACCCAAGCUUCUCGUAUCCAGACACAACCACCCUUCCUUCAACUACUCCAAAGGGUAUUGCCACCAACAGUAAAUUCAAGGACUUAAGACAUCCUAUUGCUGUGAGAAAGACUGCAAUUGCAUCCAAUGUCUUGGCUACAGAUACUAAAUUACAAGAUACCAAGUCAAGCAAUUUUGAUCAACAGUAUCCCAUUCAUGAUGCACCACAUUCUCUCUCCAUAUGUCGCGCAUUCAGGGGCAAGCCUAUCAAAGAACGUAUGACAUACCUCAAGGAACAUAAUAUCUGUUUUAAGUGUUGCGCAUCUUCCAAUCACCAAGACUGUAAGAAUGAUGUCAGAUGUUCCCUGUGUAACAGUGCCAAGCAUGUGGACGCUCUUCACUCAGACUCAUUCAAAAGGAAACCUUCACCUGGCAGCAACCCCAAGACUACACCAGAUGAUGGCGGGGAGAGAACUAAGCAAAAUGCCAACCCUGUAACCACAAGAUGUACAGAGGUUUGUGGAGAAGGGCUUCAUAGCAAGUCUUGCAGCAAGAUAUGUCUCGUUAGGGUUUUUCUGAAGGAUGCCCACAAAAUGCCAUAAAAAUGUACGCCAUAAUCGACGAUCAGAGCAAUUGCUCAUUGGCCAGUCCAGAAUUCUUUUACUCAUUCAACAUUCACUCCCCUGCCCUGUACAUUUGGACUUUGUGAUUUUAACCAAGUUUGAUUAAUAAAGGAUAAGAUUUUACACAGUUCUUUCUCAUAGCAACUCCAUCCAAAGAAGAAUCCUACGUAUGCGCUUUUAGUACAAUGUUUAACAUUCAUGGAGAGACCUGGUCCUAUACCUUGCAGACAUGUGCCGGACAAGUCAGCACUUCUGGAAGAAGAGCCCAUGGCUUCAUAGUGGCAUCAGAAUAUGAGAACAUAGAGUUUCCUCUACCAACACUAAUCGAAUGUGAUCAGCUACCGAAUAAUAGAGAAGAGAUCCCCACACCUGAGGUUGCACGUCAUCACUCUCAUUUGAAUCACAUUGCUGAUUAUAUUCCAUCACUUAACAAGGAUGCGAAGAUCAUGAUCCUUCUAGGGAGAGACAUUCCCAGAGUUCAUAGUAACAGUCCAGCUGAUGCUCCCCAUGCCCAGAAACUCGAUCUUGGAUGGGUGAUAAUAGGAGAGGUCUGUCUAAAUCGAUCGCACAAGCACUUGGACGUGGCUUCCUACAAAACCAAUGUGGAGGGAUCAGAACGAAUACAAAGAAUCAGUUGACCUGAACAAUGGAACUAUGUCCCGACCAGGUUGAAUCCCGCAGACAUCGCCACAAGGUCUGUGCCAGCAGUUGUCCUUAUGCAAACCAUUUGGUUGUCAGGACCCAAGUUCUUAACAGACCAGUCUUCUAUAGACUCUGAAGGAGACAUCAACUUCCACCUGGUGGAUCCAGAUACUAAUCCAGAAAUCUGACCAGAGGUUAAAACAUUGAGCUCCAACAUCUGCUCAAGAAGAAACUUGGAGGUGAGACGUUUUGAACGUUUCUCUUCUUGGAAAAGAUUAGUAAAGACUAUUGCAAGAUUGAGUCAUAUUGCACAGAGUUUCAACAAGUCCAAUCAGAAGUCCUCUUGUCAUGGAUGGCAUACCUGCAAAGAGCCACCUAAUGCAUUAGAGUAUGAGAAGGCAUUCAUCAUACGUCAUGUGCAAGAAGAAGUCUUUGCAGAAGACAUUAAGUGCUUGAGAGGCAAUAAACCAGUCUCGAAGGGUAGCCCACUAUUCACCCUGAACCCAGUAAUCGUCAAUGAAGGAAUACUUAGAGUCGGUGGACAGCUAAAUAAGUCAAACUUGCCAAGAAGAGAACAGAACCCCUUGAUAGUACCAAGAAAAAACCAUCUGGCAACCUUGAUUAUGCGGCAUUACCAUGAGGAAGUAAGACACCAAGGAAGACACUACACAGAAGGUGCUAUCAGAGUUGCAGGGUUCUGGAUAGUUGGAGUGAAAAGACAAAUAGCCACGAUCAUUCACAGCUGUGUCAAAUGUCAGAAGUUAAGAGGUAGACAGCAGUAUCAACAGAUGGCUGACUUACCCACAGACAGACUGAGCGAAGAUGCACCCUUUACAUAUGUCGGGAUAGAUCUAUUUGGACCAUGGACAGUGACGGCCAAAAGAACCCGCGGUGGUCAACAGCAAAAGAUGGGCUGUAAUGUUCACUUGCCUAAGUGUAAGAGCCAUACAUAUUGAAGCGAUCGAGUCAAUGGACACCUCAAGUUUCAUUAAUGCUCUCCGGAGAUUUCUUGCUCUAAGAGGUCCUGUGAAGAUGUUGAGAUCGGACUGUGGAACCAACUUCAUUGGUGCGUGUAGAGAGUUACAGAUAGACCAACAACAAGUUGCAAAUUAUUUGAGUGAUCAAGGCUGCGUGUGGAAAUUCAACCCACCACACUCUUCACACAUGGGCGGAGCAUGGGAACGCAUGAUUGGGAUGGCAAGGUGCAUACUGGAUGCAAUGUUGCUUGAAGUAAGUUCUUCACGCCUUACCCAUGAGGUUCUCACCACUUUCUUUGCUGAGGUUGCAGCAAUAAUCAACUCAAGACCAUUGACUGCCAUAUCUACAGACCCAGAGUCUCCAACUAUCUUAAGUCCAGCCACAUUGUUGAACUGGAAGAUUGGACAGAUUUCAGCAAAGGGUAUCUUCGAUGAAAAGAACAUGUAUAAACGACAGUGGAGAUACGCUCAAUAUCUUGCGGAUUGUUUCUGGGACAGAUGGAGAAAGGAAUAUCUCACACUUCUCCAAGGUCGCAAAAGGUGGCCAGAAGCCCAAAUUAAAGGAGAAGGAAAGGUUAAAACAAAGUAACCUUUAUCAGAAAGAUCCACCUAAAUAUACCAGUAAACCCUCAAAGAAAUGCUACUCUGAGUCCUCUGUCAAAAUAAACACUUAAU
This is a messenger RNA of Xenopus laevis (African clawed frog), 3222 nucleotides long. RefSeq lists its product as uncharacterized. Lineage: Eukaryota; Metazoa; Chordata; Amphibia; Anura; Pipidae. The coding region runs from base 203 to 907 and encodes 234 amino acids. The record is from RefSeq and is a predicted model, not a curated record. The transcript is spliced from 3 exons.